AAACCUCCUCUAAUAAGAAAGAGACAAGAAAAAAGAAACCAAAAGUCCAUUUGUUUUCCAACUUACUCAAAAUCCCGGAACCGGUGAAAAUACAGCUACCCUAUAGGCCUAUACCUGAUAUAGCCUUUUAAAUUACUCACACAUUUGCAAAAUUUCUUUUGUUCUCUUUCUUCCUCUAUUUCUAUAAUGUCUUCAAAGAUCAAGAAAUGGAAUGUUGGAAAAUUAUUCAUGUGCAAUGGAGCAGGUUGUAGUGGUUGUAGCAAACCAAAGUUAGCAAAUAUCGUAGAACAAAAUCCAAAGCCCAAAAUCCCUAUUGACAUAAAGCCAUCACCUAGCAUUUGUCACACUUCUUCAAGUUGUGAGAUCAAUGGUGUACAUUCCAUGGAUGAUUUUUAUCAAGAUGAUCAAACUUCCACCACAAUCUCCAUCAACAUAGGUUCGUCACCUCCACCAAGUUCGGAGCAAAAUGAUGAUACUAAUUUGUCGCAGUCAGAGAUGAAUUCAGAAUUUAAAGUCAGAACAUGCCCAAAAAUUGGUGGCAAUCAUGCUAUCAUCAAAAAUUUGGAUGAUCCAUUUCAGGAUAAUCAAACUUCCACCCCUUUCUCCAUUAUUAACAUAGAUUCAUUAUCUCCACCUAGUAUUGAUGAAAAAUAUGACACCAAUCUGUCACAGUCAAAGACAACUUCAGGAUCUAGAGUCAGCACAUGCCCGAAUAUUGGUGGCACCCUUGAUAUCGUCAAGAAUUUGAAUGAUCCAUUAUUUCAAGAUAAUCACACUUCUACGACCUUUUCCAUUAACACGGAAUCAUUAUCUCCACCUAGUUCUGAUCAAAAUAAACAUACCAAUAUGUUACAAUCAAAAGCGAAUUCAGAAUUUAGAGCCGGUUCAUGUCCAAAAUUUAGCAGUACUCUUGCGGUCGUCAUUAAUUCGGAUGAUCCAGUUCAAGAUUUCAAGAAAUCGAUGCUCCAAAUGAUUUUUGAGAAAGAAAUCUACUCACCUGAAGAUAUGAAGGACCUCUUGAAUUGUUUCCUACAGUUGAAUUCACCUUCUAACCAUUAUAUUAUCAUUCAAGCCUUCAUGGAGAUCUUGAAUAAUAGAAUGGUUGUCUUAAAGGGACCUGAAAAAGAGAAAUAACCAUGUUUAUCUCCUUAUUCUCCAAAGAAUUCAGUCAUGGAACUAGGGGCAGAGCUACAUGGGUUGGAGGGGUAGUUCAAUUGAAUUUCCUUCAUUAAAAAUUACUUGUAAAAUUGAGAGAAAUAAUUUGGUGGUCUAUAUAUAAAUUGUUGAAUACAUUUAUAAAUAUAAGUAAAGCUUCUAGUGUAGUGACAAAGUUGACUAAAAAAAAUUGUAAUUCACAAGUUGAAAUAUCAAGUGUGGUAUUCUAGUA
Lycium barbarum (goji berry) is the source of this 1387-nucleotide messenger RNA. RefSeq lists its product as uncharacterized. NCBI's taxonomy places the organism in Eukaryota, Viridiplantae, Streptophyta, Magnoliopsida, Solanales, Solanaceae. The transcript has a single exon. The coding region runs from base 187 to 1134 and encodes 315 amino acids. Gene Ontology annotation, biological process: negative regulation of DNA-templated transcription. The record is from RefSeq and is a predicted model, not a curated record.